Messenger RNA from Spathaspora passalidarum NRRL Y-27907, 4912 nucleotides. RefSeq lists its product as uncharacterized. The record is from RefSeq and is a predicted model, not a curated record. Gene Ontology annotation, biological process: DNA replication initiation. Bases 126 to 2111 code for a protein of 661 amino acids. The transcript has a single exon. Lineage: Eukaryota; Fungi; Ascomycota; Pichiomycetes; Serinales; Debaryomycetaceae. Gene Ontology annotation, cellular component: DNA replication preinitiation complex.
AAUUUAUUAUUCAUUUUUGCAGCUUUGUAUAGGUCACGUGACCAGUAAGCUCGGUAAAUAAAGUUCAGCCUUCAACUAAGUUGUAAUCACAAUCUGAACAAGCACAACAACAUCAUUCCCCAGCAAUGCCGAGCGACCAGGAGUCAGGCAGUGGCGUCAGGAUAAGCCAAUUACGACAGAUAUCGUCAUCGAUAGUCACCGCUCUUCCUAUAUCCACGCUCACGCAUGAUGAUACGGGAGACAUUGCUUCCAUCAUCGAUGGUGCUUACGGCGCGAUAUUCACAAUUACCCGAGCCUGGGCGGCAGAUGCAUAUCUUAUUAAUAUCGAAUACCAGAAUAGGAAGUGUUCUGGGAUUGCAUUCCAUAUAAUCGAUCAGCACUUCGGGGUGUUUAGAAUCCCGCUGUCUUUUCAACCAGAUGACAAACAGUCCACGGAGGAAAAGCCCACUGAGGUCAGGAGUAGCAAAGACUUGAUAGAGAUGUGUGUGGAUGAACCUAUAGGAGAACUAUCACCUUCUUCCCAGGAUAUACUAAGCAGGUUUUCAAUGACACCUCCGAAACAACAGCCAAUUGUACCAUUAGAACCAGAGGAAAACCCACUAACAUUCAUACAAUCACGAUAUUACACCACGUUAUACUCCCUCAAGAAUCCACUUAGUUACUUCCCAAAAACUGCUCUUGCCAGACUACGCAUUCUCUGCAAAGAGGACCAAGGCGAGAUUGCAAAGAUACUCAAGUCUAUUUUUGUCAAUAUUAAGAUGCUAGAUAGGAGACACACCGGACAUAAGGGACUUCUUUCGACUACCGAUGACAAGACAGCCCUUGCAGAACAGGAGAAUCAGGGUUUAUUCUUGCAGACACAUCCAGAAUUCAGUGAUGAGAAAGCAGAUGUGGAUAAAAUUAGCCAACUCGUACUUGAUUUGAAGAUCCGCGAGGCACAAUUGCAAAUUCUUGUCAUCUUCGAGAUUUUGCACACUCUUGGCGUGAAUGAAGAGGAGUUCCUCGAGAGUAAUGCGGCAAAACUCGACAAGUUUCGUCGAAAACGAGAGAAGGAACUUUCGAAACGAUCCUUGAUUAGAUCUAGAAAGGGAAAGAAGAAAAUCAUACCGACAUUCCUUGGUAUGGGCGUCGGUGUAGAAAUCGAGAAACCGGAAGUGACACAUACGAAACCCGUUGAUGAAAUGUAUGAAUAUUAUACUACAUUAAACAACCUUAUUGAUCGAAUGGGGCUUUGGGAUGCAUUAACUACGUCGAGAAGUGAUAAUAAUUACGGAUUCAUGGCGUAUGUUCUUGUUCCGUACUAUAACAAGAAACUACCACAUUUGGUGAAGUAUCUCGUGGAUAAUAUCAAAGGACUGAAUAUGAAGCUAGUCUCGAAACCAGCUAAACGAACAAAGAAGGCUACGUCAGAAGAUCAGCCAAAACAUGAAAGUAAACACAAGCAUUCAAAAUUCAAAAAAGUGCUCUUGGAGAAACAGCCACCUACACUUCGAAAUGCAGCUACAUUUGCAUCUGAUUCCACAUUAUCCAACCUGAAUGACUUUUUAACUUCACUCAAACGAUCCAAGUCUAAUUUAUCAUCCAAGAGUUUGACGAGACGACAGGUUGAUUUGAAUGUCAAGGCAGCGGUGACUGUCGAGCCAGAGCCAGAACAACCAUCAUUCAUAUUUGGAAACGCUAAACGAAGCAAGUCGGUAAAAAGUACAGACCCAAUUGUCGUUGCUACUCCUGUCAAACUGAGAUCGUUCUCACAGAUCGAUGCAACACCAAUUAAGAAACCUAAUAUUGUCAUCGAAGCUACUCCGCAAAAGACGAAACCGUACUAUGCAAUUCCCGAGACUCCCAAUGACAACUUCUUAAAGCCGGGAAAACGAGAUGACCGUGCCACGUUAGUUGCCGUAACACCACAAAAGAUCAAAUCUCCAUUUAUAGAAAAGACACCAUUACAAGCAGUAAAUUCGUCACCAUUGAAAGAAAUCACAUCAUCUACACGAAAGAAGCGACCAGGGGAACCAAUCCCCUUGGAAGAUUCACCAUUUUACACUGCCGGCUUAUUCAAAAGGUCGGAGUCGCUUCCUGAUCAACAACUAUUACAUUCGGAUUCUGAAUAAUUAUACAAUGUAAUAUUACUACUAUUUAUACAACUAACUCGCCAAAGAAUAUACCUUCGACGAUGCUCUUGGCGUCGUCUUGCAGCAACACUAAAUCAGCCAACUUUUCGCCUAUUCUCUCCUUUAAUUUUUCCUUCAACUUGUCAGAGAUAUCUACAUCCAUGUCUGAUUCCUCCUUUUGUACUUUUAACUUGCGGAGGAUUUCCAAUACGGUGUCGAGCAAGAUUUUCUGUUCAUACUCGCUCGUUUUUGUAGAGUCCUCAACAACCAGCUUGCACCAUACCCGUAAGUUACCAAUGAGAACCAACUUUAUAACUUCAGGACCCAUGUUCUUCAAUCCGAGUAAGGCACCGUAGUGGGUCUCCAUCGGCUUGGAAUAGUCCAAUAGUGCUCGGAGUAAAGUUCGGGUUACUCUUGGACGUAAUGUAGAAUAUGACGAUCCGUAAACUUCAAUGAUAUGCUUGAGCAAGAUGGAAGCGAAUGUUCUCACUUGUAAUUGUCGCAUCAACAACUCUUGUGAUUCCUUAGUGGUGGUUUCCUUGAUCACGGGUCCGAUUCUCUUGGCCAAAAGAAGAGUCAAGAUAGAUGGCAUUAGUGCAUGCACAUAGGGAUUCAAGAAUAUGGUUUUGUUUUCCACAAGUGCGGAAAUGACCUCAAGCAUCGUUAUGAGAAUGUCAAUGUUUCUUAACUGGUCCGUGAUUUGCGCCGAUACGAAUUGGGUAAAGUAGGGCACUAAUUGAUGCAAACCCGGGUCGCUUCUUAACGAACUCAAUGCGGCUUGCCUGAGGGGUUCUUUUUCUGGGUCAGACGAGAUUAAAACUUCGACGACUUUAUCGAAAUACAACUUUAAUUCCUUGGACAAGACAUGUUUAACUAAUGGUUUCACUUCGAGUUCUCGUUCUGUGGCCGCAGCCGCCGCAGCUGAAGCGGAGUCCUUCUUGUCCUUACCAGGUUGUGCAUCCUUGCCGUCGACACCAGCACCACCGGCAAAACUCAAUAUGUCAUUGCCGAGAAUCGACGAGGUGGCACCACGGAUAAUAGGUGGAAGACUCUUGAUUUCCGAAGGCAAGGGGUUCUGGGGAACCAUGGGCUGCACGCCUUCAAUGGCCAACCAGUGGGCCGUGAAUGUGGUUUGUCUAGGAACCUUGGGCAAUUCCUGAUUGAUUAAUUUCUCAAAUUCGAUUUCCUGAUCGUCGAUAUAGUACAACGUCUGCCCGCCGGUGCCUACCAACGUCUCCUUGAACAGAAGCGGCUGUGAGUUGUCAUAGCCAUAUAAUGGUUCGACGUUGAGGAUCUUGAGGGCGUGAUUGAUGUCGGUAGUCAUGAGGAGCUUCCGUUUGGAGUGACGCAUGAUUUUGAUGGCGGUUUCGAGAAUCUCGUGGAUGCGGUACUCAACAUCCAUGGCUAGGUUUUUGGCGGCUUCAUCGGGCAAAUUUAUCCCUAGUGAAUCGGCGGCGUCCUUGACUGUGUCGUAUGGCGACCACAAUGAAUGCGACAAGGGUACUUUGGAGUCCAUUGUGUGCUUCAGUUGAUCGAUCCUCAGUUGAUACUGCUACUGCUGCCUGGUUGUUGUUUUUUUUUCCAGUUUACGAAUGACUGUUUGAGGGCUUAACCUGCAAACUGGGAUAUUUUACAUGUUACAAUAAGCUGCAAAACACAGCAACCACACCAUUAGCUUAUCACGCCCUAUAUUCUAUAUAGCUUAUACAGUUUUGACACUCUUUUUCAAAUUAACCAAAACACCAGGCUUGGCUAAGAUCGGAACAAUCUUUCCCUUGUUUCUCGACUUUCGUCUUGGUUUAGCGACGCGAUGAUUAUUCUCGGCAUCAGUCUUCAAGAAUCGAGGCUCGGUAGGGAAUCUCUCGGUCGAAAUAUGCGUGGGCAAAGUGUAGCCAACCACACUGGCACACAUCAAGUUGUUUGAAUUUAUUCUCACUCCACCAUGAUGUUGAAAUACACAAAACCCACAAGUCAAAUUGGUGUUUUGGAAAAUGUCAAUGGCGUUAGACACCUUGACGACAUUCCCAUUGCCUCGGUCCAAACUGACCCAGGAUGCUUCGCUAGUCACCAACCUAUACUGCUGGAACCUGAUGUGUUUCAAGACACUAACCACCUUGAGUCUAUACGCUGGAACAAAACCGUCACGAGGCACCGAGAUCAAGUUCUCCUGCUCGUGGUACAUUGUGAAACACGCAGGUUCAAUCUCCUCAAUUUCCAACCUAGGCAAGCCGAGUUUCUUGAAAACGGUGGUGAGGUUGGGGUAUUGGUUGACUAUUCCCAUGAUUAGCUCUUGUGACAGAUCAGCCAAUGCGGACGGGAUGUCGGGAAUGUAGAUUGCAUUGACUGUCUUCAUUGGUCGGGCCAUUUCUCGAAUGAUGUCUUUGAAGUAUGUUGGGAGUAUGCAUCUUGGUAGGAUCUUUUCGAAACAAGGCAAGAAUGGAUCAGGUCUGCCUCCAGCUGAUCUCCAGGUUUGUUGGUUAACAAUAACGUAGACCGUAAAACAUGAGUGUAAGUAUCUGAUCACCUCUUUGGAAUCAUCUGGCAAUGACUUCUUGAUUAAGUUGUCGAAUUCUGUGAAAUCCACGGGGAAAAAUACAAUAUUAGGUUUGUGUUGAACCAUAAGGACAAGUGGUCAGACUAGAACAAAACACGUUGCAGCAAAAAAAAAUAAUUAAAUAAAUAAAUAAAAACAAAGCAAACAAAGGCAAUGAAUAAAGUAUGGUAUCUGUCUUAACGGUGUUAGACCAAGGGGGGAGAGGGUAAAGGUUAUAAAAGAUAUAGAAACAAGAAGCAAUAGAUGU